ACCGCUGAGGAGCGAUCAAGAUGAUAGAGGUACUGACAACUGACUCUCAGAAACUGCUACACCAGCUGAAUGCCCUGUUGGAACAGGAGUCCAGAUGUCAGCCAAAGGUCUGCGGCUUGAGACUAAUUGAAUCUGCACACGAUAAUGGCCUCAGGAUGACUGCAAGGCUAAGGGACUUUGAAGUAAAAGAUCUUCUCAGUCUAACUCAGUUCUUUGGCUUCGACACAGAGACAUUUUCUCUAGCUGUGAAUUUACUGGACAGAUUCCUGUCCAAAAUGAAGGUACAACCCAAGCACCUUGGGUGUGUUGGACUGAGCUGCUUCUACUUGGCUGUAAAAUCAAUAGAAGAGGAGAGGAAUGUCCCGUUAGCAACUGACUUGAUCCGAAUCAGCCAGUAUAGGUUCACGGUUUCAGACUUGAUGAGAAUGGAAAAGAUUGUGUUGGAGAAGGUGUGUUGGAAAGUCAAAGCUACUACUGCCUUUCAAUUUCUGCAACUCUAUUAUUCACUCAUUCAAGAAAACUUGCCAUUUGAAAGGAAGAAUAGCCUUAAUUUUGAAAGACUAGAAGCUCAACUUAAGGCAUGCUACUGCAGGAUCAUAUUCUCUAAAGCAAAGCCUUCUGUGUUGGCAUUGUCCAUCAUUGCAUUGGAGAUCCAAGCCCAGAAGUGUGUAGAGUUAACAGAAGGGGUAGAAUGUCUUCAGAAACAUUCCAAGAUAAAUGGCAGAGAUUUGACCUUCUGGCAAGAGCUUGUAUCCAAGUGUUUAACUGAAUAUUCAUCGAACAAGUGUUCCAAACCGAAUGUUCAGAAGUUGAAAUGGAUUGUUUCGGGGCGUACUGCACGGCAACUGAAGCAUAGUUACUACAGAAUAACCCACCUUCCAACAAUUCCUGAAAUGGUCCCUUAAUUGGAUUAUUACAGCAACAAAAACUCUUCUCUGAAGCCUCUCCACAAUCCUGAGCUGUGGAUUCCUUAAUGUUCUAAUGGAUGUAAGCUGUGAAGCCUCAAAACAUCACAACUAGAUUAGCACUGAUGUGCUCAGAUUUGGGAAAACUGCCUAAUUAACAUUAUGCUGUACAGGAAUUAUGCUUAAAUUUGAAUUCAUCUGUGAGUGAGGCAUACAAAUCAAAGCUAAGAGCGUAAAUGUGAAAUGCAAAUAAGCCUGGGAAGGUAAACUGUGAAUCUUCAUUUCUAACAUUGAUCCAACUUUCUAUAUUGGGUCAAUAUAUUGUAUUUAGGUAAAAUUAAAAAUGGUAACCUACUUAAUUUAAAUUUUAAAUUAAGAGGUUUACAUCAAAACCAACAUUUCACAAAUGCACUUUUAAGACAUAACAAGUCACUAUUCUAGGCAGUAAAAAUGGUUUCUUGGCGCCUGUAAUACAUAAUCUAGAGAUGCGGACUUUAUUGCUACAUGGGAAUUACAUUUAAAUUUGAGGAUAUUUUAUAUAAAGAAAACUAAAGACCUAGUAAUUUUGGCAUAUUAUCUUUAAUAUUUUUUCUAGAAAACAGGUAACGUUUGUAUGUAUCCAUGAUAAAAAAUUUUUAUACAAAAUCUGCUGCAACCUAGCCCCAUCAAGAAAAUUAGUCUUUAUUGUAUUUGUAACUCAAAGUAAAUUAACAUCCCUCUUAAAACUUGCCGAUUUAACACUCCAGAAGUUUUUACUAAGGACUAAGGACUGUUUUUAUAAAACUGUCAUUGCUUCUAAUUUCGAAUUUUGUUUAAAAGGAAGUGAAUAUAUUUUCACAAAUUGCCCCUACUGUGCCAAAAGAAAGUUACUAAGUAAGUAGGCAUCUGUGUAAUUGUGAGAUUACUGAUGGUAGAGUUCAGGAUUUUCUAUUAAGUCAGUGAAUCUAAGGAGAUCUACAGCGUUAAAAGUGUUGUAAACGGUUACUCAGUACAGCGUGUAGCCUGAGUCCAUCCAGGAUGGCUGUACCCAAUUUUGAUAUCAUAUUGUGGGUAAAUAAGCACUGGAAAAGUAAACCAAAGAACCACAAUGUAUCUUAUACUUUUGUACACCAUGUUUUGUGGGUAAUUUUUCAGUUUUCCCAAAAGGCUGAUAGAUUUCAGUAUUUUGAAUACAUCAGUGUUAAUUUUGAGUUGGCAGAGUUAACCUAACCAACUACCAUUAUGUUCUGGUACCAAGGGAUAUACCUUUCAAUAAAGUUAUUGAAAUGCA
Messenger RNA from Equus caballus (horse), 2175 nucleotides. It is a transcript of the gene CCNG1, whose product is annotated as cyclin G1. Gene Ontology annotation, molecular function: cyclin-dependent protein serine/threonine kinase regulator activity. The record is from RefSeq and is marked validated. Gene Ontology annotation, cellular component: nucleus; cyclin-dependent protein kinase holoenzyme complex; cytoplasm. Gene Ontology annotation, biological process: mitotic cell cycle phase transition; regulation of cyclin-dependent protein serine/threonine kinase activity. Lineage: Eukaryota; Metazoa; Chordata; Mammalia; Perissodactyla; Equidae.